This is a messenger RNA of Cynara cardunculus var. scolymus (artichoke), 2048 nucleotides long. RefSeq names its product protein NRT1/ PTR FAMILY 6.3-like. The coding region runs from base 56 to 1834 and encodes 592 amino acids. Gene Ontology annotation, biological process: transmembrane transport; oligopeptide transport; response to nitrate. Lineage: Eukaryota; Viridiplantae; Streptophyta; Magnoliopsida; Asterales; Asteraceae. The record is from RefSeq and is a predicted model, not a curated record. The transcript has 4 exons. Gene Ontology annotation, cellular component: membrane. Gene Ontology annotation, molecular function: nitrate transmembrane transporter activity.
ACUAUACCAUUAACCCUUGCUCUUUAUAUACACAUUUACCAAAUAUAGAUAUCAUAUGGCCCUCCCUGAAUCGCAGUCACAAAUGGACAAAACUUUGCCUGAUGCUUGGGACUACAAGGGAAGCCCGGCACCCCGUUCCACCACCGGCGGCUGGGCUAGUGCCGCCAUGAUUCUAGGGGUGGAGGCGUGUGAAAGGCUAACGACGUUGGGUAUCGCCGUUAAUUUAGUGACAUACUUAACUGGUACUAUGCAUUUGGGAAAUGCUAACGCCGCUAACGACGUCACUAACUUCAUGGGUACCUCUUUCAUGCUAUGUCUUCUCGGCGGUUUCGUUGCCGACACAUUUCUCGGCCGGUAUCUUACAAUUGCCAUAUUCACGGCGGUUCAAGCAACGGGUGUGACAAUCUUGGCGAUAUCAACCGCCAUUCCAAGCCUACAACCACCAAAAUGCACCAAAACCGGCGACUCCUGUGUUCCGGCGACCGAUCUCCAAUUAGCCAUUCUCUACAUAGCCCUGUACCUAACCGCCCUGGGAACUGGCGGGUUGAAAUCCAGUGUAUCUGGUUUCGGGUCGGAUCAAUUCGACGAAUCCAACAAGGAAGAGAAGGCCCAAAUGACCGCUUUCUUUAACUGGUUUUUCUUCUUCAUAAGUAUCGGGUCACUGGCGGCGGUUACGUUUCUGGUUUAUAUACAGGAUAACCUUGGGCGUCGGUGGGGGUAUGGGAUUGUGGCGUGUUCGAUCGGGUUAGGGUUGGUGAUCUUCUUGUCGGGUACGAGAAGGUAUCGGUUCAAGAAGUUGGUGGGUAGCCCGUUAACCCAAAUAGCGUCGGUUUUUGUGGGGGCAUGGAGGAAGAGGCAUUUGGAGCUUCCUUCGGAUCCUUCAUUGUUGUUCAAUGUUGAUGAUCUUCAAGAAACUGAUGAUACCAAAAUUUUGAAGCAGAAGUUGCCUCACAGCAAGCAGUUCCGUUUCCUUGACAAGGCAGCAAUCAAGAAAAAUGAAAAAUCUGGUGAGUUGGUGAAGAUGAACAAAUGGCACCUUUCAACUACAACCGAUGUAGAAGAAGUGAAAAUGGUGAUCACAAUGCUACCAAUUUGGGCCACCACCAUCAUGUUUUGGACUAUUUAUGCACAAAUGACUACUUUCUCAGUCUCACAAGCCACCACCAUGGACAGACACAUCGGAAAAUCUUUCCUCAUUCCUCCCGCAUCCCUUACCGUCUUCUUCGUCGGCAGCAUCCUCUUAACCGUCCCGAUCUACGAUCGUAUCAUCGUCCCAAUCGCCAAAAAAUUCCUUAAGCACCCACAAGGCCUUAGCCCUCUUCAACGCAUCGGCAUAGGCCUGGUUCUAUCCACAUUGGCCAUGGUUUCAGCCGCACUCACCGAGAUCAAGAGGCUGAACAUGGCCAAGUCUCGUGGUUUGGUUGAUGACCCAUCGAAGGUGGUCCCACUUAGUGUCUUUUGGUUGGUCCCACAGUUUUUCUUUGUGGGGUCGGGGGAGGCGUUUACGUACAUAGGCCAACUUGAUUUCUUCUUGAGGGAGUGUCCUAAAGGAAUGAAGACGAUGAGCACUGGAUUGUUUUUAAGCACGUUGUCGUUAGGGUUUUUUUUAAGCUCGUUGUUGGUGACCAUUGUGCACAAGGUGACCGGAGACAAGGACCCAUGGCUAGCGGAUAACUUGAACAAGGGGAAGCUUUAUAAUUUCUACUGGUUGCUAACGGUUCUAAGCGUUUUGAACAUGGGGUUGUAUUUGAUCGGAGCGAAAUGGUACGUUUAUAGGGAGCAUAGGCUCGCUGGCGAGGGUAUCGAGCUGGAAGAAGAAGAGUCUGUUGCAUGAUCCGAAUGCUUAUUUAUUCAACUAAUUUCUAAGUACCUAAAGUUGCUUCGGUUUGUAUAAUCCGUCAUGGAAAGAAAGACGAUGACGAAAGAAAGAAUGGAGAUGUAAAAGUGCACCCGUUCUAUUUGGUUAGGUUAAACAAGUGAUGAUGAAAUAUAUCAAGUUUUUAUGUGUAGAUGGCUCGUAAACAUUUGGGCAAGGAGAUUGAAGAUUA